CCCCGCCCCGUCCCUUCUCGCCUGGUCCGUAACUCCCCUCCUGCGGCGCCCUUGGCUUAGAGAGCGUUGGACUUGCCUGCCGAGGUCAUGGACUCGCCGCUGCAGUUCCACGGGCGCGUCGUGCUGAUCACCGGCGCGGGGAGAGGAUUGGGCCGAGUCUAUGCCCUGGCUUUUGCAGAAAGAGGAGCAUCAGUUAUUGGAUCCUGGCUGAAGGCAUGGUUUGCAUAUAUCUGAAGUGGCUACUGAAAAUUGAAUAGUUUUGAACUUUCCUCAGAAGGAGAAAGAUCAGAAGAAAGCACGUGUGGAUUCCAGCUCACAAUGAAUGAGCCAUAUGUGCAACAUCCACAUCUCCCCUCAGUGUCUUCAUGAUGAUCACCAACACAGGUUACGGGGGAAACCUUUGAAUUACUGUUACUAUUUAUCACUUUUAAAGCCUAAUUUUAAAAAAAUGUCAUAAAGUUAAUGGACAUAGCAUCAGUUGGAUUCAUUUAUUCGUCCAAAAAAGUAUUUCUUGAGUGUCUGUUAUGUGGUAUGUACUGUUCUGGGUGCUAGAAGAUUACAGUGGGAAUUAGACCAGAUCCUUACUUUUAUGGAACUUUUAGGGGGGACAGUAGAGAGACCAUAAAAUAUGUAUUAUUUAAAAUGUAAUAGGAAUGCUAUGGAGAAAAAGUUAGAAUGAGCAGGUUAGAAAAUGCUGAAGGAUGACUUGAGCAAGACCUGCAGGAAGUGAAGGAGUGUACCUAGAGAUCUGGAGCCUGAGAGUUUCUGACCAAAAGAACAGCUGAAGUAGGAGCUGACUUGGUGUGUUUCAUACCAAGAAGGCCCUUGUGGAAAAAGCCCUUGUGGAUAAGGCGCUUGUGGCUGGCCAGCAUGAGGUCAGGUCAGUGAAGGGAACCAAAGCAAGAUGAGAGGAAAGAGAUUGCAGGAGCUUUGAAUAAUGGUAUUCCUGCCAAAAUUCAUAUGGAAACUUAAUCCCCACUGUAACAGUAUUAGGAGGUGCAGCCUUUGGAGGGAAUUAGCACCUGCAUAAAAGGAUCAAGGUUGAAUCACCUUCUUGCCCUUUCUUUCAUUCUGCUAUGUGAGGUAACAGCAUUUCUCCACUCUGGAGCAUGUGGCAACAAGGCUGCAUCUUGGAAGCAGAGAACAGCCGUCACCAACAAUAAUUUUUGGACAUCCCAAUCUAUGAAUGAAUGAUUUAGGAGGGGAUUUCAAGGGAGUUGGUAAAGGCUCCUUAGCAGCUGAUAAAGUUGUUGAAGAAAUAAGAAGGAAAGGUGGAAAAGCAGUGGCCAACUAUGAUUCAGUGGAAGCGGGAGAGAAGGUUGUGAAGGAAGCACUGGAUGCUUUUGGUAGAAUAGAUGUUGUGGUCAACAAUGCUGGAAUUCUGAGGGACCGUUCCUUUAGUAGGACAAGUGAUGAAGACUGGGAUCUGGUCCACAGGGUUCAUUUGCGUGGCUCAUUUCAAGUGACCCGGGCAGCGUGGGAUCAUAUGAAGAAACAGAACUAUGGCAGGAUCAUUAUGACUUCAUCAGCUGCAGGAAUAUAUGGCAACUUUGGCCAGGCAAAUUAUAGUGCUGCAAAGCUGGGUCUUUUGGGGCUUGCAAAUACUCUUGCGAUUGAAGGCAGAAAGAACAACAUUCACUGUAACACUAUUGCUCCCAGUGCUGGGUCACGGAUGACUGAGACUGUUCUGCCAGAAGAUCUUGUUCAAGCCCUAAAGCCAGAGUAUGUGGCACCCCUGGUCCUUUGGCUUUGUCAUGAGAGUUGUGAGGAAAAUGGUGGCUUGUUUGAGGUUGGAGGAGGAUGGAUUGGAAAAUUACGCUGGGAGCGGACCCUGGGAGCUGUUGUCAGACAAAAGAACCAGUCAGUAACUCCUGAAGCAGUGAAGGCUAACUGGAAGAAGAUCUGUGACUUUGAUAAUGCCAGCAAGCCUCAGAGUGUCCAAGAAUCGACUGGCAGUAUAAUUGAAGUUUUACAUAAAUUGGAUUCAGAAGAGGAAAUUUCACCAAAUCCCACCAGUCAUGCAACAUCUACAGCCUCACCAGGAUUUGCUAGCGCUAUUGGCUAUAAACUUCCUUCAUAUUUUUCUGCUUAUACGGAACUGGACACUAUUAUGUAUGCCCUUGGAGUGGGAGCAUCAUUGAAAGAUCCAAAAGAUUUGAAAUUUCUCUAUGAAGGAAGUUCUGAUUUCUCCUGUUUGCCUACCUUUGGAGUUAUCGUAGCUCAGAAAUCUAUGACCAGUGGAGGAUUAGCAGAAAUUCCUGGACUUCCAAUCAACUUUGCAAAGGUUCUUCAUGGGGAACAAUACUUGCAGAUAUAUAAACUAUUUCCUAGAGCAGGAGAAUUAAAAUCUGAAGCAGUUAUUGCUGAUAUCCUAGAUAAAGGAUCUGGCUUAGUAAUUAUUUUGGAUGUCCAUUCUUAUUCUGGGAAGGAACUUAUAUGCUAUAGUCAGUAUUCUCUGUUUCUUGUUGGCUCUGGAGGCUUUGGUGGAAAACGGACAUCUGAAAAAGUCAAGGUGGCUGUAGCCAUCCCUAGUAGACCUCCUGAUGCUGUGAUUACAGAUAACACCUCACUCAAUCAGGCUGCUUUGUACCGCCUCAGUGGGGACUGGAAUCCUUUACACAUUGACCCUAACUUUGCAAGCCUUGCAGGUUUUGAGAAGCCCAUAUUACAUGGAUUAUGCACCUUUGGAUUUUCUGCCAGGCAUGUUUUACAGCAGUUUGCAGAUAAUGAUGUGUCAAGGUUCAAGGCAAUUAAGGCUCGUUUUGCAAAACCAGUAUAUCCAGGACAAACUGUACGAACUGAGAUGUGGAAGGAAGAUAAUAGAAUUCAUUUUCAAACCAAGAUUCAAGAAACUGGAGAUAUUGUCAUUUCAAAUGCGUAUGUAGAUCUUCUACCACCAUCUCGUAUUUCAGCUAAGACACACCCUGAGAGUGGGGAACUGCAGAGUACUUUUGUAUUUGAGGAAAUAAAUCGUCGACUUAAGGAUGUCGGAAAGGAGGUGGUAAAGAAAGUAAAUGCUAUAUUUGAAUGGCAUAUUACUAAAGGUGGAAGUAUUGCAGCUAAGUGGACUAUUGAUCUGAAAAAUGAUUCUGGAAAAGUGUACCAAGGUCCUGCAGAAGGCUCUGCUGAUACAACCAUCAUAAUUUCAGAUGAAGAUUUCAUGGAGGUAGUCCUGGGCAAGCUUGACCCUCAGAAGGCAUUCUUCAGUGGCAGACUGAAGGCCAGAGGGAACAUCAUGCUGAGUCAGAAGCUUCAGAUGAUUCUUAAAGACUAUUCCAAGCUCUGAAGGACAUACUACACUGCUAGUGAAAAAUAGAAUACUCUACACAAAUACGCUUGAUGAUUCUGCAAAAGUGAUCCAAACUAAGAUACAGGAGAAAUUGCUUACAUUUUCGGAUUUCAAAUAACUUCAGAUUUUCAUUUUCUACUAUUUUUCGUAAUUAUUUUUGCAAGGAACUGUAAGCUAGUACAUAAUUAUCCUCUGUUCUUAGAUCUAAAAUCAUAAUAAAAAGUUUUCAUCCAAGUCCAAUUUCUAUAGAAUUCAUGAUAACACUGAUAAGUUAACAGGAAAAUUAAAUGAAUAAAAGCCACUUUGGCACAUUUUACACUUC
Molecule: messenger RNA, 3611 nt
Organism: Heterocephalus glaber (naked mole-rat)
Lineage: Eukaryota; Metazoa; Chordata; Mammalia; Rodentia; Bathyergidae
Source: RefSeq, a predicted model, not a curated record